Messenger RNA from Plasmodium reichenowi, 588 nucleotides. RefSeq names its product vacuolar protein sorting-associated protein 46, putative. The coding region runs from base 1 to 588 and encodes 195 amino acids. Gene Ontology annotation, biological process: protein transport; late endosome to vacuole transport; endosome transport via multivesicular body sorting pathway. The transcript is spliced from 7 exons. The record is from RefSeq and is a predicted model, not a curated record. Gene Ontology annotation, cellular component: ESCRT III complex; multivesicular body. NCBI's taxonomy places the organism in Eukaryota, Apicomplexa, Aconoidasida, Haemosporida, Plasmodiidae.
AUGGGUAACAAAAUAUCUACAGAAGACCAUAUCUUUCGUUUAAAAUUAAAAACAAAAGAAUUAGAAAAAUUAUCUCAAAGGUCAGAAUUAGAAGAAAAAAAAUUAAUUGGAGAUGUAAAGAAGGCUAUACAAGCAGGAAAAAUUGAGUUGGCCAGAUUAUAUGCUGAAAAAUGUAUAAGAAAAAAAAAUGAAAAAGUUAACUAUUUGAACCUAAGUAACAAAUUGGAUGUACUUGUGUCUCGAUUGGAAGGCGCACAUCGGUGUGCUUCGCUUGUAAAAGAUGUUGGGGUAAUGAUUCCUCUAAUACAAAAAAUAAAUGCAGAAACGAAUGCAAUUAAAAUAGGGAAUGAUGUAACUAAGCUGGAAAAUAUUUUUGACGAAAUAAGCAUCAGUACUGAAUUAAUAAAUGACACCGUUCAAACCUCCUCCGCAAUAAGUGCACCAACAGAAGAGGUUGACGAAUUAAUAUCAAAAAUUGCCGACGAACAUGCCUUAAAACUAGACGGACAAAUCGGAUCUGUUCAUCCUAUAAAUAAGCACCUAGAAGAAAUAUCUAAUAUGAGUGAAAGGAUAAAAAACUUGAAAUGA